Messenger RNA from Lethenteron reissneri (Far Eastern brook lamprey), 7148 nucleotides. RefSeq names its product zinc finger protein 235-like. Gene Ontology annotation, cellular component: nucleus. NCBI's taxonomy places the organism in Eukaryota, Metazoa, Chordata, Hyperoartia, Petromyzontiformes, Petromyzontidae. Gene Ontology annotation, biological process: regulation of gene expression. The record is from RefSeq and is a predicted model, not a curated record.
UUCCCGAAAAUGGACCACAACGGUAUCGACGCGUUGGUCCUCGAGAGACUGCUGGCCUUGGCGAAAGUCCUCCACACCAUUCUUCCAGCCGAAGAUGAUGACAUCUCGUCUCUCAAGAUCGCUAAGUGCAUCCAACCUCAGCAACUUCUGCAACGGGACAAGGCGCAGGUGACGUGUGCCACGUCCCGCACGGAGCCGGGGCCACCGUGUCGGCAUGCGCGUGAACUCGGGGUGGAGGCGACCGGCGUGACGGUGGGGCGUGACGGACGAACGAGCAGCGGCGGCCAAGGUCGUCAUCCGGAGGCGGCCAUGUUACGUGUUACAAUUGCAGCCUGCCGGGGCACGUGUCAUCGGGCUGCCGUGUACCACGAUGGCGCCCCCCAGCUUCGCCACCAUCCUACGCUUCCCUACACCCUAAGACUCAAUCACAUGGAUCAGACACACUCGGCACAACCUGAUGCUAAAAGACACCAAUGUGGGCAGUGUCUGUACAACACGGAUCACAUUGGCAACAUGAAGAAUCAUGAGAGAACACACACUGGAGAAAGGCCCUUCAAGUGCCCCACGUGUGGGAAUGGAUUUUCCGAGGCAGGAUCUCUUAAUGUUCAUCAGAGAACACACACUGGUGAGAAGCCCUUCAAGUGCACUGUGUGUGUGAAAACAUUCACAAAUUCAGGAAAUCUUAUUAUUCACCAAAGAACGCACACAGGCGAGAAGCCCUUCAAGUGUACUGUGUGUGGGAAGGCAUUUACCCGGUCAGGAUAUCUUAAUAUUCACCAGAGAACACACACAGGCGAAAAGCCCUUCAAGUGCACUGUGUGUGGGAAUGCGUUUAACCAGUCAGGAUCUCUUCGUAUUCACCAGAAAUCACACACAGGUGAAAAGCCCUUCAAAUGCACUGUGUGUGGAAAGGCAUUUACAUGGCCAGCAGAUCUUCAUAUUCACAAGAGAACACACACAGGCGAGAAGCCCUUCAAGUGCUCUGUGUGUGGGGACACAUUUAUAAAGUCUUCACAUCUUCGCAAUCAUCAAAGAAUACAUACAGGAAAAAAACCCUUCAAGUGCACUGUGUGUGGUAAAGCAUUUGCACGGUCAGGAGUCCGGAACAAGCAUGAGAAGAUCCACAAGGAGAAAAAAGUAAAAUCACCAAGUGAAAUUCAGAGUGUUGCUAUGAGCUUAUCUAUCGUGAAACAAGAACCAGAAGAAAAAUCCAGCUUUGCAUCGUGGCCAGAAGUGAAGGUGAAAUGUGAAGAAGUGAAGCUGGAAUGUGAAGAAAUGAAGCUGGAAUGUGAAGAAGUGAAAGUGAAAUGUGAAAUAUUAAAGGUGAAAAGUGAAGUGAAAUGUGAAGAUGAAGAUUCGACUUCAGGACCCAACCUCCAGGUGCAUGGUGGCAACGUGAAGCAGGAGGAGGAUUCGGACUGUAAGGGAGAGGGAGGCGAUCCCCAGAAGUUUGUGGAUGUGGAGGUGUGGGUCGACUUUUUGGAAAAAGCAGAAUAGGAGGGCCCUGCACAUGUGAAGUGUAGUCCGGGAAGAUCUGUAACCAAGAGUGACACAAAAAAGUUCCAUAGCAUUCACCUUAUUUACAGACUCGGCGGCACCGAGCCAGUUAUCAUAACCUGGGGCAAAGCCCUGGACAGGGAUUAAGUAUGAAACUCAAAUAUGCUUGUCCAGUUUAUCAUAAUAUGAGGCAAAGCCCUGAACAAUCAGUGACUGGCAAGGAAUGUGGAUCAGGGUAUAAGAGACGAGAGCAAGAGAGGUGAGUUCUGGAUGCGGAGUGCUGAAGCCUGGUGUACUACCUGCUGUAAGACCUGAGACGUUACCUGUGGGUCAUCUAAAAACGACACUUUCUGAGCAUGAUGUGAGCUAAAUCCUUUCAUCUGGUGGCCUUGAUGGGAUCAUGUUUCAAGGACACUGCAUAGUGGGUUCAGCAGGAGACUCCGGGGGAGAGGAGGAACAGCAGCAGGUGGAGACUCAGAAUCCUGGGGAACCCCACCAGCUGAGCUCUCUCCAUGCGCCCAAGAGGAUACUCACCAGGACUCUUGAAGACCUGGAUGCUGACAUGGCUGGCCAGAAAAUAAACACCACCGAGGGGCAAAGGAAGAUGGCCCCAAAUCUACGACAGGGUCAGUUGUUUGGCCAAGAUGAUGACGAUUCUUGUGAGAUAGCUGACGUGAAGGGGCCUUCUCGACACAUCGCCCCAGCGGUCUCCAGAGAGGUGCAUCCCUCAUUGAGGAUAGUUGCGCGGCUCCCCACCAAGCUCGCCACGUCUCCGUUUGUGACGGUCCUGGCCAGGAGGUGCGCUGCAGACACUGGAAGCCGGGGCCCAUCAGGAGGAGAGCACGGAGGACUAGCAGCCACCCCCAUUGCAGGUGGAGGUUGUGACCCCUCAGCAGUGCCUCUCGGGCCUGCGAGCAGGGGCGGCUGAGUUCAACCCACAGUGAUUGAAUAGAGUUUGUUAGGUGAUUCGGAUCUGCGUAUCACGCUCAGGACUGGCGGGAAUUUGAGUCUUUUAAAUCACUUGCCACCGUCCUCAACGAUGAAGCUCUCAGCGUCAAUUCAAAGGCCAAUUCGAUUCCAAGUCAGCAUUGGCUUAUUGGGGAAUCCUCAUGCUCGCCAGGAAAGCCUUCCCAAAAGUCGACAAGAACAUCGACUACAUGGUAGCCGAGCAUCUUGUUAGUUACACCAGGAGGACUGAUAUCCUCCUGUCCAUCACAAGUGCUUCUCUAUGGGUCGCUCAGAAUAUACGAGAGUAUGAAGACCGAAGGGGCCCAGUGCAGAUCCUAGCCCAAGUUGGGGAGGUGACAAGCACAACAACAGGGAACAUCUCCACAGGAGUUGGAAGGCACAAGGCAACACCCGAUGCUGCAGCUCCAGAGACAAUAGGGACAAUUUUCCUCAGAAGCUGGAAGAAGUGGUGGCUGCUGCCAUCUGGAGAUUGGUCUGCAGCGCAGAGGGAGCCGACACAUUACCCAUGAAGAUGGCCAUCAAGGAACUCGGGGACCCGAAGCCAGACCCAGGGUCCAGUAAUCUACCACUGCUAUGGCCAAGGAGGCUACAUCGUCAUCAGGUGGCAAACCGAUUCUGCUCCACCUGGGUUUUCUUCUCGUGAACCACGGCCGACUACUUCUGCAGAUGGAACCCAGGCGAGUUGUGGCAUCUCGGGCCCCCAGCGACAUCCAACACAUUCACAAUCACAGGGUCCCACGAGCCAUACCAGACACCAAUGUAACAUCACCUACACGGCCAGGACCAAUACCCCAUGAUGAACAUAAUCAUCCAUAGCCCAUGUCGAGAACUCUAGCACAGGUUAGCCAGAUGGUUGGUGGGACCUCGGGGACAUCACUGUUCACAGGCUUCGUGGGAGGGGUCAAUGUAUGGAUUCUGGUAGACACAGGGGCAGCGGUGACCAUUAUGUCCACACGUGUUUUUGACAUACUGCCACCCAGAGUCCAAAAACUACACCCUGUACACACCCAAUACAUAGCAGCUAAGGGGUGGUCUAUGGGAAUACUGGGGAAGGUGGAGGCCUCUGUGCAUUGGAGGACUGUCCUUUUCAGGACCGAUAUUAGUCUCCAGCACACGGUGCCCUGCCUAUUAAGGACAGAUUUUCGAAGGAAAAUACCCCUAAAAAUACACAUCGGAUACUGCCUCUAUAUAUAAAAAUACACCAUCGGAUACUGCCUCUUUCUUAAAACCAACGAACCAAAGGACAGCAAAGCCGCAUUACAUGCUCUCAUAAGUCAGGACAUAACCAUUCCACCUUAAGUAAAAACACUCAUUCCAGUUCGCUGCCGCACACCUCUCGCCGCAAACCGAUCAAACUCGCACCUCAUCAUUAUGCCGGUCACCAAAACCAUUGAACAACAUGCGUUGAUAGCUGCAGAUACAUUACUUAGGAGGGAUCAACAACUAUUUAUACAGGUGCGUAAUACCACUGAGACGCACACUAAGGUACAUGCAGGGACCCUGAUUGCAACCAUUGCCCCCUUACUUACUGGGCUGCACAGUCACUGGCCCGCCAUAGUAGGGGCCGUUCAACAACCAGAAUCCAAACACAAUGAUGGAUGGAUGGACACUAUGUCCUUGUGGAACGCGGAGGUAGCUGGACAGGAAUUUAACCACCUUCGCCAAUUAUUGCAUGAGUAUUUAGACAUUUUUAGCCGGUGCACUUAUGACAUUGGACGGACCUCUGUCCUAAAACACCACAUCAAGACAGGAGAUGCCGCUCCGAUUCGAUUAAAUUCCCACACGAUGAGCCCCAAGGAAAAGGCACAAAUCCAAGAGUGUGCAGGAAUUACUCUAGACAAAAAUCACCUGAGGUACUGGUGAAAAAAUCUAAUGGGUCCUCCCGAUUCUGUGUUGACUUCCAGUGCCUCAACAACAUCACUCUAGUGGAUCUGUAUCCUUUCCCAAUGAUAGAUGGCUCUCUGGAUACCUUCUCUGGGCCCAUAUUUUUCAGCACCUUGUCCUGCAGAUUUUGGCAAAUGCCACUAGCGAACGAGUCAAGACCAAAAAAACUUUUUCGGACACCACAGGGCCUAUUUGAAUUCAAUGAUCUUCUAAUAAGCUUAAAUACAGCCCCCACAACCUUUCAGAGGUUGAUGGAAUUUGUUAGGUUUCCACUGGUUGAUAUACCUAGACGACGUCAGAGUGUUCAGUCAGACAGUCGAUGAACAUCUGAACCGCUUGCGACAGGUUUUCACCAGGGUGAGGGAUGCACAUUUGAAGUCCAAAGCCUAUAAAAUGUUGUUAGGGCCGCUGGCCCCCGGGUCCCCUCCCGACAAGGGGCCAGCCAGAGGGGGCCCGCCGUCCCCGGACUGCUCACUCGCGUGAGAGCUGCCGCUGCGCAGGUCCUCGCUGGCGGAAGAAGGGCUGCCGCUCGCCGGCUCUCCUCCCUGAGCCGCACCCCCGCGAGUCCGCGGAUCCUGCCUGUGAGGCAUAGCUCGGGGCUGGCGCACGGCUGCCUGGAAACACUCUGUUGCUUCCCCAGCCAAUCAAACGCGACGUCUCCGCUCGCACAAUCCCGCGCACCAAUCACACGCGCUGAAUGAGGGGUCAGGGGUCGGAGGGCAAAUGACGUCACUCGCGCACGUGUGGCCGCCGGGGGUGUAAUAGAACUCGUUUAAAGGGCCGUGGGACAGGUGUUCGAAGUGGGUGUGAGCCCUCACGCAGCACGGGUAUCCACGGCUACCGAACGGAGCAUGCACCCGCGGAAGCACCGACCACCCACGUUACGAGCGCACACACACAUAGCACCAAGCGUUUUCCACACGCUCACAGAAUUCACACGAGGCUGUGACCAAUUACUCAGCGUGCACCCACGAAAGCGCCAACCGUACACGUACGAGCGUACACACACAGCACCACGCGCUUUCCACACGCUCGCAGAGUUCACACGAGGCUGUGAUCAAUUACUCAGCGUGCACCCGCAUAAGCGCCGACCGCACACGUACGAGCGUGCGCACACACACAGCACCACGGGCAAUGCCAUUUAAUACAGACGUCCAUCAAGUACUUGGGCCACAUUGUAAGUGCCAACAGAGUUGCCACUGAUCCCCCAAAAACAGAAUGCGUACACAAUUGGCCAAAACCCACAUCAGUCACAGCGUAUGCAUGUUCGUAAGCUUUGUCUCCAAUUACCACUACUUCGUACCUUAAUUCGCAUCAAUUGCUAAACCACUAAAUGCCAUUGCAGGCUAAAAUCUGAUAUUCGUAUGGGGCCCAUAACAACAAGACUCCUUCGCCUAAUUUCUCUCGUAUAGGUGCUCCGCCACUCGCAUAUCCAGAUUUCUCCCUGCCAUUUAUCUGAGAUAAAAACGCCGGCGACAUUGGGGUGGGUGCAGUCCUCUCCCAAAUACGGGGCGGUCAUGAGAUGGUUAUCGCAUAUGGGAGCAGGGUCGUGUUAGCAUCAGGAUGAUGCUACUGUGUUACUCGUAAAGAACUACUAGCCAUGGUGCAUUUCGUUCAACAAUUUACGCUUUAUUUACAUGUCAAAAAAUCACUUAGGUCAGAACACGCCGCCCUGAAUUAUACCCUUCGAAUCGACCAGCCUUCAAGCCAAUUAGCUAGAUGGGUUUAAAAACUACAGGAGUUCACAUAACACAUUCCUGCGGAGGGAGCUGGUAGGAACGUUGGGUUGCUUGGUCAAUGGCCAGGGUCAACGGCGGUGUGGUGUAUUCCGCAAAUAUGGCGGACUGUGAGGGCGGGCACAAGCUGGCGUGAGUAGGUUAAACGUUGAAUUUUAUAAGGGCACCACGGGGUGACCAGCCCCUCCCUGUCCCACCCCUCCCACCCCCACCUAGCCCCUCCUCACCCUCCCCACCCAGCCCCUCCCUGCAUGACGGACGGACACAAUAAUCCCCUGUGGGCUGGUGGAACCAGUGGGUUCCUCCCAGUAUGAUAUUGUACAUCAGAAGGGGCUCAAACAUUUAAAUGUCGAUGAUGCUCUAUCUCGCUUGCCCCUCACAAAUCUACGUGCAGCCAUGAAGGGGCAGCGACGCGCAGGCCCCUUCAUACACAGAUAGUGGAUACUCUUGCACCAGUACAGACCAUGGCGAUGGGUGAACCACCUGCCUGUUACUGACCAUGAUCUAGGAUUCACCAGGGCUGAUUGAAUUAGCCUGCAAGGCCAGGACACCUCCCUCAGGUGUUUAGCCGAAACACCCCACUAUGUUAGGCCAGCCUACAGCACCGGGAAAGGCUUCCCACAACUUUGUACAGGACAAACUGUUAAUGUGGUGGGACACGCAGUUACAGCGAACCCGGAUAAAUGUGCCUUCUCUUGUCCGAAAAACUUUUUCGACCAUGUCCAUGGGGAAAAAUUGCUCUACCUAGAAUAUAAAAAGACCCCAGAAACAUGCCAGAAGCAUUACUUCUGGGGAGCCCUGAGUACGGAUAUACGCCCAUGCACACGCCCGAACCUACUGCCGCGAAAACCUCAAGUUCUGCUACAGUCCAUUUAUGUAUCCCGUGUGAACAAAAUAGUUGCUCUUGACAUGUUACGGAUGUUUCCACACACUUCGAGGGGGAAUACAUAUAUCUUUGUCGGGAUUGAACACCUCACCAGAUAGCCUGUGGUCUUGGCCCUCCCCGACCAAAUGGCCAAGUCCAUAGCAGAAGCAUUCUUAAAUGGCUAUGUCGUUGACAAG